Molecule: messenger RNA, 792 nt
Organism: Radiomyces spectabilis
Lineage: Eukaryota; Fungi; Mucoromycota; Mucoromycetes; Mucorales; Radiomycetaceae
Exons: 5
Coding region: 1-792 (263 amino acids)
Cellular component (GO): cytosol
Molecular function (GO): 3'-5'-DNA exonuclease activity
Source: RefSeq, a predicted model, not a curated record
AUGUUCAAGGGCAUCUAUCGCGGUAAACAAGUCCAUGCCGACGACACGGACUUGUUACUGCAACGUGCUAUUAAGGCGGGUGUUCAGAAACUGAUUAUUACCGGCACGAAUUUGGCGGAAUCCAAAGAGGCCAUUGAGCAGAUUGAGCAAAGUGAACACAAAGACAUGUUGUACUGCACAGUUGGGUGCCAUCCCACCCGGUGCGACGAAUUUGAUGCAUUUGAGCAAGGCCCACAAGGUUACUUUGAUGCUUUACUGGCAAUUGCUAAACAACACGCCAAAGUCGUCGCCAUUGGCGAGUGCGGUCUCGAUUAUGAUCGACUUCAGUUUUGUGCCAAGGAAACCCAAUUGCAUUAUUUCCAAAAACAGUUUGAUCUUGCCGAAAUAACGGGAUUGCCCAUGUUUCUUCACAACCGCAAUACAGGUGGCGACUUUUAUGACAUGAUUAAAACAAAUCGACACAAGUUCAAGCAUGGUGUAGUGCAUUCGUUUACCGGAUCCAUCGAUGAGAUGCGUGCAUUGAUUGAUCUCGGACUGUAUAUCGGCGUCAAUGGAUGUUCGCUGAAAACCGAAGAGAACCUGCAAGUGGUCAAGGAAAUCCCAGAAGAUCGUUUGAUGAUUGAAACAGACGCGCCGUGGUGCGAUAUUCGGCCGACGCAUGCUUCGCAUCAGUAUCUCAGCAAGAUCCCUGCCGAGGAACAGGCAUGCUAUUCGCCUCCCAGCAAAAAGAAGGAAAAGUUUGAGCCGGGCUGCAUGGUUAAGAGCCGAUGCGAACCGUGUACCAUCGGGUAA